AUGGAUGAUGAUGAUGUUAAUACUUUUACCAGAAGAUUCCAAGGAUUUCUAGCAGGUAUUAAUAUUAACAUAGCAGUUAAAGCAGAUAGAGUUCGAGCUUUAGGUAUACUAAGAAGCUGUUUGACUAAUGAUGCUGCUAAAAUGGUGCCACAUCAAGCUUUUGAAGAAGAUUGGACUAAUACUGCUAUUUUUUAUCUUAAAAAUCAAUAUCCUACAGUAUUAGAAGAAAGACACAAAGUACAAUUUGGUAAUCUUGAUCAAGGUAAUGAUCCAGUUAAAACUUUCUAUGAAAAAGUAAAAAAAUACAGUAAUUUACUAAAUUUCAGUGAUGAAGUAAUCAACCAUCAAUUCUUUAGGGGGCUAUCACCAGACAAUCAGGUUGAAGUAGAACGAAUUGGUUCUGAAAAAGCUGUAAGUGAAUUAUUUAAAAAUUUAGAGAGUUGA
Entrophospora sp. SA101 is the source of this 444-nucleotide messenger RNA. The record is from the annotation of a GenBank genome assembly. Lineage: Eukaryota; Fungi; Glomeromycota; Glomeromycetes; Entrophosporales; Entrophosporaceae.